UUUAUUUGAAGAUGCUCAAAUGUUAUUUCAUCAAAGAACGACGUUAUUUCAUAAUAUGAAAAUGACACCGUCACAAAGAGCCCUCGCCACCACCGGCGAAAGGCGCCGCCCUCAGCCACCACGGCCCCCUCUAGACUAUCUCUGUCUUCUCACACUAUACAGACUAAGCCCUACACCCAAAUCGCCGCCUCUACGCCAUCGUCACGAGCAGCAGCGGCUGCCCCGACCGACUCCUCCUCUUUCCCUGUUCAAAACCUAGAACCCCAAAUAGCUGCUCCCAGUGGCUACCACGGCCACCGCCACCUUCUCCCCUCAAACCGGCGAGCUGUUCGCUCCUUCACCAACCCUCUCUCAGGCACACAUUCUACCGGACAGACAGCAGCUGCAAGCUACCCCUGUCGUCCGUCGACUCACGGCCAACACCCGAUACUCACACAAACACAACAGCAACAACACCACACGUCCCAUUCUUACUGCUUUUAGUUCAUUAAUUGUUUGAUUCCAUUUCAAUGUCUAUGCUUAUGUGUUCUCAUUCUUGUAAUUUAAUCACAAUUUCCUUCAUAUAGAAACAUCAACAAAGCAGGAAAGGAAAUAUUUGCAGAAUUUGACAUGAGUUAAAGGUGGAACCUCGAGGAGGAUUCGUUUGUGUUGCAAAAUUCUGUAGAGGAAAUUGGCUGUAGUUAGAGCUGUUGUGAAGAAGAAAAUGAAUGAGAUGAAGUUGGGAAAAUCACUUUACCUUCGUGAAGAAUAUCGCAGGGUAGGAUAAAAGGAUGCCAUUUGGGGGUUCUAUUAUAGGAUUAAAAUAGUCAAUUUUUAUUAUUUAUUAUUAUUUUAUUAAUAAGCAGGCUAUAUUAUGACACAAUAAAAAGUUGGAUUUUUCAACAUCUUGAAUUUUAUCUCCAAUGCCAAACACGGCCUAUUGUCCCCACGUUUCCCUCCAACGAAACCUUAUCUCAUAAAAUUGAAACUUACCCAAUUCCUUGUUUGGUGAGAACAGUCAUGGCGGCAGCAUCAAGCUGCAAAUUCUAUCCCACAAACUAUAAAUCUCUUCAACCUGCAAAAAGAGUUGCUCCCUACAUUUCUUGCACUGCUCAGCCUUCUCAGACCAACAUUAAGGUGAUCAUAAAUGGAGCAGCAAAGGAAAUUGGUAGGGCAGCUGUGGUUGCCGUGACAAAGGCAAGAGGGAUGGAGCUUGCUGGUGCUAUUGAUUCUCACCUUGUUGGAGAAGACAUAGGAAAGGUUUGUGACAUGGGAGAGCCUUUGGAGAUACCCAUAUUAAAUGACAUUACUAUGGUCUUAGGUUCCAUAUCACAGUUGAAAGCAACCGCCGUUGUGGUGGAUUUUACCGAUGCUUCGACGGUUUACGACAAUGUCAAACAGGCAACAGCAUUUGGAAUGAAAAGUGUAGUUUAUGUGCCACGAAUCAAAAUGGAGACGGUUUCUGCAUUAUCAGCAUUUUGUGAAAAAGCCACCAUGGGUUGCAUAGUAGCACCAACACUUUCGAUUGGAAGCAUACUCCUUCAGCAAGCUGCAAUUUCAGCAUCUUUUCACUACAACAAUGUUGAGAUUGUUGAAUCAAAAGCCACUGUUGGGGACUUACCGUCGCAGGAGGUAAAACAAAUAGCAAAUAAUCUGACAAACCUCGGCCAGAUGUACAACAGAGAAGAUGUGUCAACCGACAUUCUGGCCAGGGGUCAAGUUCUGGGAGAGGACGGAGUGCGAGUGCAUAGUUUGGUUCUUCCAGGCCUCCCAUCUAGUACAACAGUCCACUUUUCCCGCCCAGGCGAGCUUUACACCCUGAAACAUGAUAUCACCAAUGUGCAAUCUCUUAUGCCAGGGUUGCUUCUAGCCAUAAGAAAAGUAGUGCGUCUCAAGAAUCUGGUGUAUGGUUUGGAGAAGGUGUUGUAGAAACCAAGCAUCAAUGGACUGAAUCUUGAUUUCUGUCUCUCACGGAACACAUUCCACGUUUUCUUCAUUAAAAAAUGGAAUUAACAUAUUAGCUGGAAACUUCAGCAUAGAGAGAAUGGUUCUUUGUAACAGUCUUUCAAGGAAAUGUGUUACAUUCUUUUAUCUUGUUCCCUUCAAAUUCAAUGAUGAUAUGCAACUUUGAAAUCUCA
This is a messenger RNA of Salvia miltiorrhiza (redroot sage), 2117 nucleotides long. RefSeq names its product dihydrodipicolinate reductase-like protein CRR1, chloroplastic. NCBI's taxonomy places the organism in Eukaryota, Viridiplantae, Streptophyta, Magnoliopsida, Lamiales, Lamiaceae. The transcript is spliced from 10 exons. The record is from RefSeq and is a predicted model, not a curated record. The coding region runs from base 1000 to 1908 and encodes 302 amino acids. Gene Ontology annotation, cellular component: chloroplast stroma. Gene Ontology annotation, molecular function: 4-hydroxy-tetrahydrodipicolinate reductase activity.